AUGAUAGCAUUUUGUGGAGGUAUUUUAGAAUUUGAACAUGAACAAGUUUCCGUUACAGAAGAUGAAUAUUUUGUUAGUAUUGCCUAUCAGUGUCGUCAAUUAGAACACAUUCUAGAAAUUGAAUCCAUUUACUUUGAUAGUAUCAAUGUAGAUUUUGCUUUUAUUAUUCUCUAUAAGAUUGCUAAAAUUAUAGAGAGUACAUCACAUAACAUUUUAACAGUUGAUUGGUUGUUUUCUGUAGUUUUUGGAGCUAUGAAACUUGCACUUUCAUAUAUUACCAGAUAUUCCUCUACAGUUGUGCAAGCUCUUUCCUACAUCAAGACAAGUGCAAGCUCUUUAUCAUUGAAUUCACUCUCGGAAAGAAGAACAUGCUCCGAGAUGAUUAAAUUACUUGGGGAGGAGUCAUCAAACCAUAGAAAUCAUGUACUUGCAGAGGCUUUACUUUCUCUCGUUUGUUCUAGUUUGAAUACACUUGCCACAACAACAUCACCAAGGGAUUGUAAGAGAAUUGGAGCAUUGAUAGUAAUGCGAAUUGUGGAUCAUUCAUUCUCGGAAAAGAAUGUUCUCUUAGGACUUGUUUUUGAUGUUUUUGUGAAAGAUUUCAUCAAGAAUGGGUUGAUAGAAUUCACUUAUUUGUCUGAUGAUUUCAAAAAAUUAGAAUCCAGUGUAAAUGUACAACAAGUUUCAAAGGAUAUUGUAACUGGAUCUAAUAUUGCUUCUCAGUUAAAAUCAGUGAUAGAUUUGAGUGAUAACGUAAGCAAGAUGGCAGUAUUUUCAGGAGUUAUUAAUGCAAUCACAGUUCAAAGAUUAGAUGCACCUAUUUCUCAUGAUGGGCACAAUAUUAACAUUUUAUUUGAUGGUUUAUUCCCAUUAUUACACUACUAUUGCAUGCAAUCUAAGGAUUCUGACCUAAAAUUAUUUUCAAUUUUGAGUUAUAGUGAUAGUUUAUUAUUUUUACAUGACCAUGUAAAAGCUAGGAAGUCAUCAGAGAUGGAAGAUAUAGAGAGAUUUAAUUUUGAAAAUAGAGUUUCCAAACUUAUCAAAGGAGGUAUUCAGAUAGUUUUCAGUAAUAUUGAAAAUCAAGUUUAUGACAUUUUUGCCAAGAUGAGACAACUUUUUAUGGAUCUUUUGGAUUUAAGAGAUUUCCUCACUUUGGAUAAAGUUAAAUCUCAAAUUGAUUUGGUUUCCAUGACUAAUUCUAUUCUGGAUUCUGAUUGGACAAGAAAAGGAAAGUACAUUUCAUUAAUUGCAUUACUUCCAAGAAUUACAGCAUCUAAAAUUUAUUCGUUGUGUCCAGAAAUUUUCACCAACAUUUUAUCAUCUCUGGGUCACUUGAAUGGUAGUGUUAACGGAAAUGCAAGCUUGUUCUUUGAAAAGAUGCUCUCAGAUUUGCUCAAAGACUGCAAGAAGAAUAAGGAAAAGAUUGCUGAAUGGGAGAUUAUGUGCCUCAAGCCGGUUUCCGACUUUUUGGCUAUGUGUGAUAAGAAGCAAAGAUCUGCUAUCUUUAUCCAUCUCAUGUCAAAGAUUUUAAAGGUUAAUAAUGAGGGAACAGCUUUCCUCGUAAAAUGCUUCAAGGCAGGUAUUGAAAGAACUGAAUCAUCUACAGAACGUUCUGCACUUCUUCACUCUCUAAUGUUUACUUUAAAGACAGCUAAAUCUCUGUCGUUAUAUGAGUUGGAUUUCAAGAAUGAUUUGGAAUUGAUAGAAGAGGGGCUUAUUCAUAAUGAUCAUGAUAUUAGAUUGGAUGCCUUUGAAUUAAUUACUGUUUCUACUAAGAAACUUGCCUUGCCAACAGAGCAAGAAUUAGCAAUUAUAAUCAAGUUUGCAAGACUCAACUUGCGUGGUUGUAAGAGCUCUUUCAGAUUUGGCUUUGGUGAUGCCAUCGAACGUUUUAUUAAGAGAGUGAAUGAAAUCUGUGUUCGUAUCUUUGCCUCCCACCAAAAGAACCAAACUUUGAACCACCUUUUGGACGUAUCCACCCCAGAAGGAAAUAUGCCUCAAAAGAAGAGAGAAGAGCUCAACAAGGACAGACACUCAUAUAGAAUUUUAAUGGAAUUUUUAUAUGAUUAUGCAACAGAGGUAAUCAAUUCUUUAUAUCCUGGUUGUCCACACGAAAGACUACUUGUUGCUUUAGACUGCUACAAGAGCUUACUCGACACGUUCUCUUUAAAUAAUUCUAUCGAUGUGUUUAAUCCAUCAGACACAAAUAGAGUUGUUUCUUGGAAGAGAAUUCAUUUAACUUCUUCUAAUUCUGUGUUGACCCUACUUAAUACUUUGGGAAGUUGUUGGGACAAGGUUAGAGUUGUUAUUUAUGAUUUGUUGGCAUCUUUCAUGGCUCCUCUAACUGGAUUCGAAACUCCUGAGAAGGUAAAGGUUAUUGCAAACAAUGCUUUUGAUCUUAUCAAAAGUCCAAGACUCAGAGAAUCAGAUGCUGGUGCUUUGCUUUAUAGAAUUAUUUUCAAAAAGUAUGUCUGUGAAUUAGGAUGGGAAGUUUUUCUUGAUAAGGAACCAGUUACUAGUUGCAGUGUAUCUCCACAAUUGAGUUUUUGCAAGAAAUUGGUUGCUUUACUCAAGGAAAAAACAGAAAAUUGUGCUCAAAACAUUUUCAACAUAACCAAGGACAGUGCUCUUGUUGGUAUUUUACAAACUUUAAUCUAUGUUAUUUCUGAUGUAGAUUUUACCAAGGAGAGAACCACUAUUAGUGAAUGGAGAGAAUGGAUGACCGAAUUUUUGGGUAUUUUAGAAAAGGCAUGCCUGCUCUCUGUAAAGAUUAUUGCAGGUGCACCUCUUUUGGAUGAAAAUGAAGAUAAUUCUGUUGCAAUGAACAAUGUUGACUGUCGUGGUCACAUUUUCUUUGGAGAGGAUGAAGAAGUCUCUGGAGAUACUCACUCUCUCACUGUUAACAGCUGGCUGGCAGUCAAGAGUUCUUCAAUGCUCAUUUCUGUUAUUGUUCACCAUGUAGAAUUGUAUCCUGAUUCUCAUUCAAAUGACAAACUUUCAAAAGAUAGUAUUAUUACUUUUGAUCAAAUCGAAAAAUUGGGUAAAAUGUUGCUUAACAUUCUUCUCACAACAAAACAUAACGGAGCUAUUGAAAAGAGUGCUGUAGGAUUUAAUAUUUUGUGUAAAAGAUUAAUGUCUUGUGGUAUUCCUGAACUUGUUAACAUUCCUGAAAAAUGGACAAGAUACCUACUUGAUGGUAUUGGAAAGGAUGAUACAUUCAGUAUGAUGAGACGUUCGGCUGGAUUGCCCUGGACAUUUGCUUCUAUUAUGAAAUCUGAGCCAACUUUCCUUCCAAGAAAAUUACUCCCUGAAACUAUGCAAUAUUUACUCAAUGUAGCUCUCAAUCAAUCCAAUUACAAGACAAGUCAAGUUGUGAAUGCCUUGAAUGUACUUCGUUUCCUGUUCCAUGAUGCACAGUUGGGUCCGUAUGUUCAACAAUUCGUUGAGGAUGGUCUCAUUAUUUCACUUAAAGGAUUUGGAUCAACUAUUUGGGCCAUCAAGAACUCUUCUCUCAUGAUGUAUACAGCAUUAUUGCACAGAUCAUUGGGUGAUAACGACUCUAUCAAGACAGGUACUGAAUAUUUCAGUAGAUAUCCUAGAUUGAGAACCUUCCUUUUGGAACAAUUAAAUACUGUAACUGAUGAAAAUAGAGAACACAAGAGAAUUCUUCACCCAAGUCUCUACCCAAUGCUAUUACUCCUUUCUCGUUUGAGACCUUCACUGGAUGAAAGUACAGAGACAGAGGCUAAUUCUGUAUCUCAGUUUAUUCCAUUUGUGAAAAAGUGCUCUGCUAUGAUCCAUCACAUGGCUAGAUCCAUAGGUGCUAGAGCUUUGGAACCUCUUAUUCCGUCUUCAAUGGUAAAGGAAUAUAUUCUUGAUACUAUUAAUGCCCUUCCAAAGACUGUUGAAGAGACUAUCCAUCAAAAUGAGCUUCAUGGUGUUCUUUUCCAACUCAACAGAUUUGUAACGACAAGCUUCAAGGCAAUGGAAAAUUCAGAACAAUUCGCCCUUGAUUGUUUGAACAAGUUAGCAAACUCUUUCAUUGGAACUAUACAAAAUAGAUGCUUUGCCACUAGAUCAUUAUUCUAUGAAAUUAUCAACAAUUUACUUCAAAUGUGCAAGAAUAUACCACAAGAAACUUUGGAAACAUUAUGGAAUAAUUCUGUAAAUUCUGUAUUUUUGGAAUCUACGUCUACUAAUGGGCAACCAGCCAAACAAGAAAUGUUUUUCAACAAUUCAACUUUCAUUGUAGAAUUGUAUCUCUUAUUCAGAAAAGAUGUAGAUGAAGAUUUAGUUGUAAACUUGUUGAACUUUUCUGCUAUGGAUGUAAGACGAGCAACCUUCAAAUACUUGUACAAGGAGGAACAUGUUGUUCAAGCUCUUUCUGGUGUGAACGCCCAUGCCAAGAUUGAAAACUUGAGACCUCUUAUUUUGGAACAUGCCUUGUUCAGAGAAACUGAUGUUGAGUGUGCCAGAUUUGGACUCGCAUCCCUUGUUAAUUUGUACAAUAAGGCACCAGCUGGUCAAUUAACCAAGGAUCUUUCUGUUAUGUCCUCUUAUCUGGAUAAUGUAUUUGAUGCUGUUCCUACUAGAUUGGUUUAUCUGUAUGUAAAUGAGACCAAUACUGUUCUCCAUCAACUUGUUAUUGCACUGUUGGGAAUAUUCAUUUCAGGCACUAUAGAAUCUCAACCAGAAAAUCCACUUGUAAAGAAAUGGCUCAAGAUUGUUUGCCAUGCUUCUGAUCCAGCUAGACAAAGUCAUGUUAGAGCUGCUUGUUUGGACUCUAUUGUUUCUUCAGGAAUUUUAACCAUAUCUGCCAAUGAUUUAAAGAGUGCUGGAAACCAAUUUUCUGUUUGGACUGCCUUGAUUACCUUAUUGCAGGAUGAAGAUGAUAUUAUUAGAAGUAGAGCUGCUUUAAUUGUUUCUCCUUUGAUAUUUGGAUUUGAACAUAAGGGCACAACUUCAAAGCAAGCCAAGUGUGCAGAACUCCAAAGAGAAUAUGUUUUGGAGCGAAGUUUUGCCUUUAUUAGUCACCAUUAUGGAAAAUUAACAGAAUGUCACAAUUACUUGGUAUCUUGUAUUCAACUAGAGGAGGCUAUUAAUGAAGAAAACAACUCUGUUGAGGUUGUUUUGCCAUUCAAAACAACAGAUGAAGAAGUUAUGUUGUUCGAAAAGGAAGAGGACAAUGUAUUCACAGAAGAAUUAGCCAUUUCACAACUUGGAUCAUAUUACUUGAACAAACUGGACAUUUCUUCAGAAUUUAGGCAACAAGUAUUACAAAAAUUAGAGGGUCAAUUACUGUUUGUCCUCAAAAUUUUGUCAGAAAGAAGAAAGCAACAAAUAGGACUUUUCUGGGUUGGUAACUUUUCUUUCCAACCUACAGUUUUCAUUAUUAUUGCUAAAUUAGUUUUGGCAAUUAAUACGCUUGGUUAUUUUGAUAUUGAAAAAUUGAGACCGUUCUUUGAAAACCAGGAAAUCAAUGAAAUUCACAGAAUCUUAUCAGACAGCCACUAUAGACAAUUUUUGGUUGGAUGUACUUUGGAAUAA
Molecule: messenger RNA, 5547 nt
Organism: Naegleria gruberi
Lineage: Eukaryota; Heterolobosea; Eutetramitea; Acrasida; Naegleriidae
Exons: 1
Coding region: 1-5547 (1848 amino acids)
Biological process (GO): tRNA methylation
Cellular component (GO): cytosol
Source: RefSeq, a predicted model, not a curated record